AUUCGAUUCGAUUCGAUUUCGCAUUGAAGAACUUUAGAGCCUCUCUCUCUCUCUCUCUACAGAUCUCUUCGCAUUUUGAAGAUCGCCACAAGUUCCUAACUCGUUUCCAAGUGGAUCGUUGAAUUAGGGUUUAGAGAUUGAUUUUUGCAAAGUGAAAAAAAUGGGGAAGAAGGAGAGACCUAGACCAGAGAUGUUGUCUGUUUACCUUUAUAUACCUAACAUUGUUGGGUACAUGAGAGUUCUCUUGAACUGUGUUGCCUUUGCUGUGUGUUUCUCCAACAAAACACUCUUCUCCCUGCUUUAUUUCUUUAGCUUUUGUUGUGAUGCUGUUGAUGGCUGGUGUGCUCGUAGAUUCAACCAAGUUUCAACGUUUGGAGCUGUUCUCGACAUGGUCACAGAUAGAGUUAGCACGGCCUGUCUGCUCGUGAUUCUUUCUCAAGUCUACAGGCCUAGCUUGGUCUUCCUUUCAUUGCUGGCUUUAGAUAUUGCUAGUCAUUGGCUUCAGAUGUACAGUACGUUUCUAGCAGGGAAGAGCAGCCAUAAGGAUGUGAAAGACAGCACAAGCUGGCUUUUCAGACUCUACUAUGGAAACCGGAUCUUCAUGUGUUACUGCUGUGUUUCUUGCGAGGUUCUGUAUAUCAUCCUUCUUCUCAUUGCAAAGAACCAAACCGAAAGUCUCCUGAAUGUUGUAGUUUCCACUUUAACUCAGAUCUCACCACUCUCUCUUCUUCUAGCUUUGACAAUAUUCGGUUGGUCUAUGAAACAAACCGUCAAUAUCAUUCAGAUGAAAACAGCUGCAGAUGUAUGUGUACUGUAUGAUAUAGAUAAGCAGCAGAAGAAGCCUUGAUCUUCCUUCCUUUUCCUGAAACUUACAACUCUAUUUAUUUUUUUUUCCUGUGUAGAAACAUGUUUUUAUGUUAUAAACAAGAUGAAAAAAAUAUUGAUUUGCCUUUUGACAUAAUUUCUGUUUUGUAAAUAUAAUCUGAUUACAAGAUUUAUAGUUUG
Molecule: messenger RNA, 1005 nt
Organism: Eruca vesicaria subsp. sativa (arugula)
Lineage: Eukaryota; Viridiplantae; Streptophyta; Magnoliopsida; Brassicales; Brassicaceae
Source: the annotation of a GenBank genome assembly